UACCGUCCCCUCCCCUCCCCUCCCUCCAGAGGAGUCAUGUGGCUGUCAGGCAUCUCCCUGCAGCACCUCUGGCCGCCUCUUCCAGUGCGAGUUUUACCUUGGCAGUGCCAGUGGCACAGAGCUGCUUCCGCACUGGGACAGACUUGGGCUUUCUGGCAGCCACUGGCUUGUUUUCUCCUUUGGCUCAGCAAACAACUGUUGCGAAAAGUGGCUCUGGCGUGAAAACGUGUUAGGUUAGUUACACAGGGAUUAGAGUUUGUUUAAUAUCUUCUAACUCCCUGCUAACAAGAAGCAAGCUAUCUGGCCUGAUUCAUGGCAACCUCACCGCAAACCUCUGAGGUAAUUCUCUAAUGGAUCAAUGAAAACAAAACGAUGACAAGUUGUGGUCAACAGUCCUUGAAUGUGCUGAUGGUUGUGCUCUUAUUGCUUUUGUCAGCAGCAUUGUCUGCACAUUUUCGUGUCUGUGAGCCAUAUACAGACUACAAAGGCCGCUACCACUUUGGUUUUCACUGCCCACGUCUUUCUGACAAUAAAUCUUACAUCUUCUGCUGUCACCAUAACAACACGGUAUUUAAAUACUGCUGCAAUGAAACAGAAUUUCAGACUGUUAUGCAGAUGAACCUAACGGGGAAUGCAGAUGGAUAUAUGCAUAACAAUUACAGUGCAUUGUUAGGAGUGUGGAUUUAUGGCUUCUUUGUUGUGAUCCUGCUGGUACUGGACCUUUUAUAUUACUCAUCAAUGAACUACGAUAUUUGCAAAUUUUACCUGGCAAGGUGGGGAAUCCAGGGAAAGUGGAUGACACAGGCACAGAGCCGAUGGAUUAACCCUGCUCAGAAUCCAAGCCACGUACAGACUCAGCCUCAGUCUCAGCCUCAAAUGUCACAGGCAGUACAUACUUUAAAAGGAGAUGUUUUAAACCCACCAUUGAUGUCUUUUCAGAGUUCAUCUGCCUGAAAAUUAUAGUGAUGUGCCUCAAGAUGGGAGAGGUUAGUUUAGAAUGCAGCAAGCAGCUUUCAAGAGUGAACUAUCCAAGUGAAUGACAGACAAACAAAGAUGACACCGCAAGAUGGAGUUCGGUCAAGACAUCUGACAAGAAUCACCUAUCAACUUACAAAAACAAUGUUGAAAGAGUUCAGAAAACCGUCUGUAAGCAAUAUUUUAAUUCUAGGUCAAGAUUAUUAUUUUGAAAGGAAACAUCGUAUUUGAUGGAAAGCUCAAUACAGUGAAGUUCAAGUUGCUCUUGCAAGAUCCGAGCCAAGGUAGGCAAGGGACAACAAGACAAAGCUUUGGCAGAUCAACUUCCUUUGCCUCCCCAUCCAUCAAUUGCCAUUUGAGCCUAAUCUGUGUUAGAAUAAUGAAUGUGAGUUAUUCCAAAGUUCUCUGGUGAACAUUAUGUCACAAUAGGGUAGAUGCUGACAUUCCCAGUCACUGUUCCCUCAACACCACACCUCACAGUAC
Molecule: messenger RNA, 1458 nt
Organism: Chelonoidis abingdonii (Abingdon island giant tortoise)
Lineage: Eukaryota; Metazoa; Chordata; Testudines; Testudinidae
Gene: SHISAL1
Product: shisa like 1
Source: RefSeq, a predicted model, not a curated record